Musa acuminata subsp. malaccensis (wild Malaysian banana) is the source of this 2062-nucleotide messenger RNA. Its product is annotated as ruBisCO large subunit-binding protein subunit alpha. Lineage: Eukaryota; Viridiplantae; Streptophyta; Magnoliopsida; Zingiberales; Musaceae. Gene Ontology annotation, biological process: protein refolding. Gene Ontology annotation, molecular function: ATP binding; ATP-dependent protein folding chaperone. The record is from RefSeq and is a predicted model, not a curated record.
AACCUGAAACCCUCCUCUCCUCCCAACCUUAUCCUGAGGGCUUCCUCUUUCGCAGCAAGCUUCGCUCUCCUAUCUCCUCUUCGAAAUGGCUUCCGCCAACGCUAUCUCCACCGCCUCCAUCCUCCGCUCCGCGUCCCCCCGCCAGGAGAGCCUGGGAAGGAGAGUAAGCCAGAGGCAUGGGCAUGGGUACGAAGGCCGCCGGAAGCUCGUCGUGCGGGCCAUGGCUAAAGACAUUGCCUUCGAUCAGAAUUCCAGGUCGUCGCUCCAGGCCGGCGUCGAGAAGCUCGCCAAUGCUGUCGGUGUUACCCUCGGCCCUAGAGGGAGGAAUGUCGUGUUGGAUGAGUAUGGGGCUCCAAAAGUGGUCAAUGAUGGGGUAACUAUUGCUCGUGCCAUUGAGCUCGCAGAUCCAAUGGAGAAUGCUGGUGCAGCAUUGAUUCGUGAGGUUGCUAGCAAGACAAAUGACUCAGCUGGAGAUGGCACCACAACUGCAUCAGUUCUUGCACGUGAAAUUAUUAAGUUAGGUUUGUUGAGUGUUACUUCUGGUGCAAAUCCUGUCUCCAUUAAGAAAGGAAUUGAUAAGACUGUUAGUGGUCUGGUGGAAGAGCUUGAGAAGAAAGCCCGGCCUGUAAAAGGACGAAAUGACAUCAAAGCCAUUGCAACGAUCUCUGCCGGUAAUGAUGAAUUUAUAGGAACCAUGAUUGCUGAUGCUAUUGAUAAAGUCGGUCCAGAUGGUGUUCUUUCUAUUGAGUCGUCAUCAUCGUUUGAGACCACAGUUGAUGUGGAAGAAGGGAUGGAGAUUGACCGAGGCUACAUCUCGCCGCAGUUUGUGACAAAUCCUGAGAAGUUACUUGUUGAGUUUGAAGAUGCAAAAGUUCUAGUGACUGAUCAGAAGAUUUCAACAAUAAAGGAGAUUAUACCUUUGCUGGAGAAAACCACCCAACUGAGAACCCCUCUUCUCAUUAUUGCCGAAGAUGUUACUGGUGAGGCUUUGGCAACUCUAGUUGUGAAUAAGCUUCGAGGUAUUCUGAAUGUUGCUGCAAUCAAAGCUCCUGGGUUUGGUGAAAGAAGGAAGGCUCUUCUUCAAGAUAUUGCCAUUGUAACAGGAGCUGAAUUCCAAGCCAAAGAUCUUGGCUUACUGAUUGAAAACGUAUCGGUUGAGCAACUGGGAACAGCAAGGAAGAUCACAAUUGCCCAGACUUCUACUACCAUUAUUGCUGAUGCAGCAUCCAAGGAUGAGAUUCAGGCCAGAAUUGCCCAGUUGAAAAAGGAGCUUGCUGAGACAGACUCGGUGUAUGAUUCUGAGAAGCUAGCCGAGAGGAUUGCUAAGCUCUCAGGUGGUGUGGCAGUUAUAAAGGUCGGUGCUGCAACGGAGACAGAACUCGAAGACCGCAAGCUCAGAAUUGAGGAUGCCAAGAAUGCCACUUUUGCUGCUAUAGAGGAAGGCAUAGUUCCUGGUGGAGGUGCUGCGCUGGUUCACCUCUCUACCACUGUACCUGCCAUCAAAGACAAGAUUGAAGAUGCAGAUGAGCGCAUUGGAGCUGACAUUGUGCAAAAAGCACUGGUGGCACCUGCGGCUUUGAUUGCAGACAAUGCAGGUGUAGAAGGGGAAGUUGUGGUAGAGAAAAUUAAGGACAGCGAAUGGGAGAUUGGUUACAAUGCCAUGACCGACAAGUACGAAAAUCUAGUGGAAGCUGGAGUUAUCGAUCCAGCUAAAGUGACACGGUGUGCCCUGCAAAAUGCUGCAUCUGUUGCUGGAAUGGUGUUGACGACACAGGCGAUUGUCGUGGAUAAGCCUAAGCCAAAGGCUCCUGUGGCUGGACCAGCUGAAGGAAGUCUCGCCAUCUAAUCAUUCUUAUGUGGCCUUGCAGAAUUAGGUUACAUGUUAUAUUUGGAUGCCACUCUUGGAGCAUUUUUUCGAAGUUCGGUUAUUGGUUCCAUCAUCGACAUUUUUGUGCUGCCUUUUUACCUUUGAUGUCAUAACCUCUCGAGAUUAUGCUUGAAAAAGUAGGGAAAGGUCUAUUGAUGUUGUCUGGAAAAAUAUUUGAUGUUUGUUAUCUCAACA